Messenger RNA from Microcebus murinus (gray mouse lemur), 1630 nucleotides. Its product is annotated as myeloid cell nuclear differentiation antigen-like. Gene Ontology annotation, molecular function: double-stranded DNA binding. NCBI's taxonomy places the organism in Eukaryota, Metazoa, Chordata, Mammalia, Primates, Cheirogaleidae. Gene Ontology annotation, biological process: cellular response to interferon-beta; activation of innate immune response. The record is from RefSeq and is a predicted model, not a curated record. Gene Ontology annotation, cellular component: nucleoplasm; nucleolus; cytosol.
AAACACUUCAUUUCUCAACUCUUCAUGAGAUUAUAGCAUUCUGCAAUCUUUGCAAAGCUUUAAGGACCUAUCUUUUCACCUAAACAAAGCAGUGAUUCCAGCAUUUCUGAAGACUGUUGUGGAGGAGGUAACCAUUAAGGUAGAGCUAUAACUUGAACAAUCAGGAGUGAAUACAAUAAAAUUAUUUUGCCAAAAGAUUCAGAAGCCAUGAAUGAUUAUCAGUUUUCAGUAAUUAUGUUCUUAGUGGACAGUGACUUAAACCUGACGAAAAAAAUGGAAGAUGAAUGUAACAGAAUUCUUUCUGUUCUGAAUCAAGAAAAGUUCCCAAGCGCUGCCUUUGUGGGCAAUGUUAUAGAUUUGGUCCAAGAUAUAAAAUCACAUAAAGGCCUUAUUGACAGCCUUCGGAGAGAGAUUUUAAAAGUAAAAGGAAGAACUCUAGUGAAAAAGAGGAAUCAGGAAGAAGUGGGUCCUGCUACGCCUGCACCCACCACAAGUAAUGCUCUGAGAUCUGAAGGAGCAGACAAGACCCCUGUGCCUCAGAAAAGAAAAGUGACAAUCCAAGAAAGCACUGAAGCCAAAAGGAAUAAGGCAUCCCAAGAGCAGAGUCAGCCUCUCUUUCCUCUAAGACCCAGCACACCUGCAGCAACGGGCCAUCCCUUACCUGCCCAGAUAGCAUCAUCAGGUCUAUCCAAUGCUUCCUCGACUCAGAAUCAGAACACUCAAGCACAGCGUCAGGUGGCUGCCAGGGGAAAUGUUCUCCAAAAAGGCCAAAUGACAGUGAUGGUACUGAAAGCAACACAGCCAUUUGAAUAUGAGUCCCCUGACAAAGGGAAAAACAAAAUGUUUCAUGCUACAGUGGUCAGUAAGGCUCAGUUUUUCCAAACCUUCCAAGUGAAGGUUUUCGACAUCGACUUGAAAGACAAAUUCGUAAAACUGAAGAUCAUUACCAUAUCUGAUUACAUGGAAUGUAAUGGAAUCCUGGAGAUAAAUGAGGCAUCAUCCGUGUCUGAAGUUGGGCUUGCUCCAAAGUUGGAGGUCCCAAACAGCCUCCUCAGACAAGCAAACAAAACUCCCAAAAUUGAUUAUCUUCUCCAACAAGCAUCUGGAAUAAUCGUGUAUGGGUUGUUUACAUUACGAAAGAAAACAGUGAAGAGGAAGAUCACAAUCUAUGAAAUACAAGAUAAUACAGGAAGCAUUGAGGUAGUGGGGAAUGGAAAAUGGUACAAUAUCAAGUGUGAAGAAGGAGAUAAACUUCAACUCUACUGCUUUCAAAUGAGGAUAAUUGACUAUAAGCGGAGAUUGGUGUGUGGAAUUCACAGUUUCAUCAAGGUCAUCAAGACCAAGAAAAACAAGAAAGAAUCAAUGAAUUUUAAUUGAAAUCUGCAAGUUGAAACACACAACCCCUCCAAAUCAAUUAAGUUUUCAAUAAUAGUGAUUCAUGGAAAAGUUAAGACUUUCAUUUAAGUAAUAGAUUCAAAAGAUAUAUCCUAGCAUAUUAAGAGCCUGUAUAGCUGAGCUGUAGAUUAGGUUACUUUCUAAAGUAAAAUUUUCUUCUUAUACUCUUCUGUAUUUUCUAAAAACUUUGCAUCUAUGACAUUCUGAGUGCAAAAAAUAAAAAAACUUAAAGGAC